Molecule: messenger RNA, 987 nt
Organism: Puccinia graminis f. sp. tritici CRL 75-36-700-3
Lineage: Eukaryota; Fungi; Basidiomycota; Pucciniomycetes; Pucciniales; Pucciniaceae
Exons: 5
Coding region: 1-987 (328 amino acids)
Biological process (GO): regulation of release of sequestered calcium ion into cytosol
Cellular component (GO): sarcoplasmic reticulum lumen
Molecular function (GO): calcium ion binding
Source: RefSeq, a predicted model, not a curated record
AUGUUGGCUCUCAUUGGAAAUGUUGCCGAAAAGACAGUCACCAAGUUUCUCGGAGAAAACAAGCCCCCCCGUAGAAAAAGUGGAUGGAACCAAUUUGCUGCAUUCAGCCUUGAGAGUUUGAAAUAUCCAGUUCCGCCAAAGGGUGCCUCCAAAGGGUGGGAGGAGCGAAACAUAGAGAUUGGAAAGGCUUGGAAAUUGCUGGAUGUUGAUGAGAGGGCUGUUUUUAGUGCCCGGAUCUUCCAACACUUCUCUGGAAUACCAUGCGACUUUGAAGAUGAGGCUGAGGACGAUGAAGAAGAAUCGGAUUUGACCACUGAUGAAAUCGAAUUAUAUAAACCACUUUACGAUAAGUUGGUGAACAUCGAAAAGGUUAACAUAGUUGCUGCUAAAGGAUCGGAAUGUCAGGGUGAAAAUACCAGUCAAACCUAUAAAAAAGCUUUGAGUGCCACACUCAAGCUGAACUCCGAGCUGUACACCAUUUCGAAUGUAUACAAUACAACCUACUAUCUACUGACAGCCACACGAUCUCCGGGGAAAAAUAGUUUCUGUAAGGAGUACUCAAACGAUGCGGCAUGGCUUGCCUUGGCCAAGAAGAAAUGGUCGGCAAAAGAAACUUUUGAAGCCUACAGCCAUGCACGUGAAAUACAAGGCGAUUUGGAAAAAAUUGUUGGCGGAUCAGCUGGUCAAAAGCAACAAAAGGAUUCGGACUUAGUAAAAAUAAAACUUAGGCAAGCACUUAACGACCUCUUGACUGAUGCCCUUGGUGGCGAUGUGGAAGCUGUUUUCCCCAAGACCGAAAAUCCAGCUGGAUCUUUGGCAGUCAGCCAUCCGGAGCUCAAAUUGGUUCAGUUAGCACACUCUAAGCUGAGCCAAGAGUCUUUGAAGAAGGGAUUUGAAAAAAUUCUCACUGGUGAUAGGAGAAGAUGGUUAGCUGACAUUAAAAGCGGCCACUUUAAAAUUGAACAUACUGAAACUGAAGAAGAGUAA